Molecule: messenger RNA, 498 nt
Organism: Camellia sinensis
Lineage: Eukaryota; Viridiplantae; Streptophyta; Magnoliopsida; Ericales; Theaceae
Source: RefSeq, a predicted model, not a curated record
AUGAAGAACAUAAACCAGUCAUCAUCUUCUUCUUCCCCAAACUCAACGCCUUCAUAUUGUACCGUGGGGACGAUGCAGAAAAUUGAAUGGGUGACCACGGAAUUGUACUAUGGGGACGAUGCAGAACACGUUGAUAUCAUUCAGGGGAUUGAGAGAGGCGAUGCUUUGCCUAGAUUGAGGAGUUACGAUCAAAUUGCGCAGAUUGUGAAGAAGGUAGGGUUUGAGGUUGUGAAGGAGAAAGAUUUGGCGAAGCCUUCGGCAAAACCGUGGUGGACGAGGCUAAAAAUGGGGAGAUUUGCAUAUUGGAGGAACCACAUUUUGAUUACAGUGCUUGCUUUUCUUGGGAUUGCUCCGAAAGGUGUUGUAGAUGUUCAUGAAAUGUUGUUCAAGACUGCUGAUUAUCUAGUUAGAGGGGGUGAGACUGGGAUUUUCACUCCAAUGCACAUGAUCCUCUGUAGAAAACCGAAGAAGAAGACCGAGAUUCGAACAGAGAACUAG